GAUUUUAGGAAAGCGUGGGUGGUUCAACGAGCCUGCGAAAAAAUUAGUGUGAUUAAUAUAGGAAAUGACCUGUGUAUCUGUGGCGCAAGCUGUCGCUCUCGGAAACCACAAUUAUGUUUCAUUUUUUGUAUUUGUCAACUCUUUUUUCAUGACAUUUCAUGCUAGAAACGAAUCCACGGUUUCUAAUCAAUGUAUCACUUCAUCGGACAUUGCUGAACUACUUGGCGAAAACUUUUCUCGCUUCGCUUUGUAUCCUGACGGAGUUAACCGUGUCGUGAGUGUCAAAACUAGUGCAACGAUUCCUUUACAACCUUCAGGUAGAAAACAAGAUAUUCCUUUGCAUGAUAAUGGUAAUGAGUGCACGGAACAAGAAAUACAAGCGGAUGUAAUACCAACUGCAGUCAAGCGUGCUCCGUUUUCAUUUUUUAGAUGCUUAUUACGCCCAUUAGCCGCUUCUAAUCCUGCUGUUUCGGAAGCAUUUUACACAUGCACUAUAAAUUUCCAAACGUGUCGUAUUACACCAGUGGAUGUUAAAACAACAUUAAAAAUGGAAAAGGCAGUGUAUGAUCAAACAAAUCAAAUAAAAGUAUCCCCAUCAACCGUUAGCAUGCGGCCUUCUUGCGUGCUAAAGUCAGUCGAUACAUUGCCAACUAUUACGGAAAAGGAAAAAAUAUAUUGUCCAAAUAACUUACUUCUCUUUUGGUGUCUUCGUUUAAAUACAAGAUUAGUGUACCGUACAAAAGUAGUACCGGUUCCCGGUUCGUGGGAUGAAACGAUUCGGUUGAAUAUACAUCAAUUAAACGAACUUGUUUCACUUGAACUUUUUGAUAAAGAUCUUGGUGUCAAUUACACCAAACUAGGUGGAAUCCGUUUUAACUCCAUUAAACUUGUACCUAAUGUACCUUAUAGUACUUCCGUUGAAUUUGUGGUGACUCUUCCCAAGUCUGUGCCUCUAGAUCUUCUGUUGCGAUUAAUAGAAAGCAACCAAAUAACAAACAAUUGUUUAAAUAUAGAUCAGAAUGGAUUAGAUAAAUUCAAUAUUGCAUCGUACGAUACCGACUCAAUAGUAACUCAUACUUCACAAUGCGUUCGUGUUGAAGCGUUUGUAACACUGUCAAUUCAAAGGAAUAGUACAGUUUCUCCUUUUUGGGGUCAUGUUGCACUUUCCUCCAUCCCUCUCACCUGUGAUGUACAAGUUACUUCCACACCAAAUUUCCACUUUGUCUAUAAUCUUUUGCGAUACAUUAAAUUUUGUGCUUGGGAUUCAACGGCUUUAGAAAUCAUUACAACUCUUUCAAGAUUUACCUACUGUUUCAAAUCAUUCAAAGAAAUAAGUCUCGUUAUUGUAAUCUGGUCUUUCUUUUGUUAUCCUUCCUUUUGCAUCUCAUCGUUAUUUUUAUUUUGCACCUUACUUUACUGGUGUUUACCCUGGAUAUUGCCUCCACUUCGUCGACAAUCUUUUCAUACGAUGAAGGCAGAAAAUAAACCCAUUCCAUACAAAUUUUUAAAUUCGGGAGGACCGACCAUUUUUUUCAAACAAUUCAUCACACCUCAGCUUUUAAAGGAGUUUGUUGUCUUUCAGGAUGUGUUGAUUCGUAUUGCUCAAGUAACAGAAACUUUCUGUUAUAACUUAAGAGACCCUUUUUGGUUCCAUAGAUACAUGAUCGUUGCUUUAGGAUUUUCUUUAUCCUAUAUAAGCUUAAAUUUCCCUUACUACUUCCAGUUAGCAGCAAGCUACAUUUUCUCUAUAACAACAGGAGGAGUACUUAUGGCCCCACUGCUUCCUUUUGUCAUGUUUUUCUAUCGCGUUAUUAAAAGUUUUAUUACUGUAUUAAGAAUAAAUGACUCACCUACAAUUUUUGAAACAUUCUAAUUCAUCAUUUCUUUUGUGUGUGAGAUGCAAAACUAUUAUAUCAAGUUACUUUUUGUUUUAACAAAGCGUAAUUAUCGACCAAUUGUAAUUAAAAAAAUUUCAUUUA
This is a messenger RNA of Hylaeus volcanicus, 1979 nucleotides long. RefSeq lists its product as uncharacterized. NCBI's taxonomy places the organism in Eukaryota, Metazoa, Arthropoda, Insecta, Hymenoptera, Colletidae. The coding region runs from base 65 to 1873 and encodes 602 amino acids. The transcript is spliced from 16 exons. The record is from RefSeq and is a predicted model, not a curated record.